Messenger RNA from Motacilla alba alba, 3371 nucleotides. RefSeq names its product Ras like without CAAX 1 (gene RIT1). Gene Ontology annotation, biological process: Ras protein signal transduction. Gene Ontology annotation, molecular function: GDP binding; calmodulin binding; GTP binding. The transcript has 5 exons. The coding region runs from base 79 to 729 and encodes 216 amino acids. The record is from RefSeq and is a predicted model, not a curated record. Gene Ontology annotation, cellular component: plasma membrane. NCBI's taxonomy places the organism in Eukaryota, Metazoa, Chordata, Aves, Passeriformes, Motacillidae.
GCGGGCGCUGGGGCGGAGGAGCCGCCGCCAUUUCGGUGUCGCUGCGAGCGGGGCCGGGGCGGCGCUGGGGGGGCGGCGAUGGAUCCCGGAGCCCGCCCGGGCGGCGGCGGCGCCCCGGGGCAGUCCCGCGAGUACAAGCUGGUGAUGCUGGGCGCGGGAGGCGUCGGCAAGAGCGCCAUGACCAUGCAGUUCAUCAGUCACCGCUUCCCAGAGGACCACGAUCCCACCAUCGAGGAUGCCUAUAAAAUCCGGAUCCGCAUCGAUGACGAGCCUGCCAACCUGGAUAUCUUGGACACAGCAGGACAGGCAGAGUUCACAGCCAUGAGGGACCAGUACAUGAGGGCUGGAGAAGGGUUCAUCAUCUGCUACUCCAUCACGGACCGGCGCAGCUUCCACGAGGUGCGCGAGUUCAAGCAGCUCAUUUACCGCGUGCGCCGCACCGACGACACCCCCGUGGUGCUGGUGGGCAACAAGUCUGACCUGACCCAGCUGCGCCAGGUGUCCAAGGAGGAGGGCUCUGCCCUAGCCAGGGAGUUCAGCUGCCCCUUCUUUGAGACGUCGGCCGCGUUCCGUUACUACAUCGACGACGUGUUCCACGCGCUGGUGCGCGAGAUCCGCCGCAAGGAGAAGGAGGCCGUGAUGGCCAUGGAGAGGAAAUCCAAGCCCAAAAGCAGCGUCUGGAAAAGACUCAAGUCCCCCUUUAGGAGGAAGAAGGAUUCAGUCACUUGAACAGAAAAAUGCCUCCGCAGAACAGGACAAAAGCUGUGACCUUUUGUAGCCAAAGGAGCUGGUGACGAUGCUGACGGGAUGUGUGACACCUGAGGGGACUUUGUGAGGCAAUGCCUGACUCUGCCAGUUGUUGUUGUUUAGAACCGUGUUGCCUUGAUUCUGGGUGUUGAACUUCAGACCCAGUGACAGUUGUACUUUGUUUGUUGUCGUUUUCUUACUGGACCCAGCAGGUGUUGGCCACCGAGGCCCAUGGGUUCGUGGCCCUGCACUUUGGAGUGUUUGUCCUUGGUCACAGCGCCCUGGGAGCUGAACUGUGCAAAACAUUCCUGGGGUUGGACCCAGCCUCGCUGAGUCUGUGGUUUUCCCAGUUGGAAAAGAGGAUUUUGCUGCUCUCCACAGCAACAGCCCACAGUGUGAGAGGCUGAACAAAGUGUCAUGGCCUUGGAGGUCACUGAAUUUCUUGGCUGGAAUUUCUUGUGCCCUCGUGGAACAGAUUUCUUUCCAGGAAAAUUGACGUGGAAUCCUUGCGCGCGACCUCACCCAAGUGAUCAGUGCUGUAGGUGGGAUGUAAACAAGCCAGAAUGGCAGAAUCAUUUCAACUGGAAAGACCUCUGGGAUCAGUGACCCAGCACCACCCUGUCCCCCAGAGCAGAGCAGGCAGUGCCACAUCCAGGCCUUUAAACCCCUCCAGGGACAGUGACUCCACCACCUCCUGAGCAGCCCCUUCCAGAUCCAUCCCCCUUUGUCCUAGAGGCAGCACUGCAGGGACGUGUGGGAUUUUCCUGCUGCAAACAGCUCUCAAAGUGCUGCCACAGCCCCUGCAGUGGGAUGUGCUGGAGAAAGCACAGUUGGAGCUCCCUGCCCUGGUACAAAUCCUGCUGGGAACGGGGCACUGGCUUGUUUAGUCAUCCUGAAGGCAGCAGGGACUUUGGGGAGCUGUUUUGCAGAGAAAAUGGCUGAUCCUGAGGGUCUGGGCCCAGAACUGCCCCUCCCUGAUCCUGCUGAGCUCUCCAGUGAGUCCGAGCACGCUGGAGCAGAGAGGGAACAGAGACCCAGCAGCUCCUCCCCUGCUGAGCUCUCCUGUGCAGGUGAGCCAGGCACUCAGUGGUGCUCAUGAAGAAGGAUUUUCUGCUGAGGCAGAUGCUCCACACGUGGAGGGACUCUGUGCCCGGGAGCUGAUGGAUUUUCCACAGUUUUGGGAGCAGGUGCCUGGUGUUCCUCUGGGUUUUGCUGUUGAACAGGAGGGCAGAUCACAGCUGGGUCACUCAGACCUGCCUGAAAGCAGUUUGAGCCAAGUUCAGAGAAAGAUUCCAGAAACUUCUCUGGAGUGCUUCAUUGGGAGAGUGAAAGAGCUGAGCAGACUGAAGUGAUCCCCCCUGAUCACCUCUCAGAUCUGUGCUGCCCUGACAGUGCCAUCCAAACUGAAAACCCAGGUGUGAAAGGGUUGCUAAAGGAAGCGAGGAUUAAAAAAAAUACAUAUCUAUAUGUAAAAAACCCUCCUUAUUACCUGAGUAGGGCUGGAAAUCCUGUGCCUGUUGCUUUGAAGAAUAUUUUCUUGGUGGAAAACCUCAGCAAAAGAGAAGCGUGGCAGGGGCUGCAUUUUGGAUUUGCUUUGUGAUGAGCUGAGCAUUUAAAACUGGUUUCCAUUUCUCAUCUCCUCCCAGUGCUAUGCUGCUCUGGCAGCAAUCACCGAAGCAAAAAAUGGCUUGGAGAAUUCAGACUGAAGCAAAAAAUGACUGAGGAGAAUUCAGACUGAAUCAAAAAAUGACUGAGGAGAAUUCAGAUGGCUCGGAAUUCCAGACUCUCCCACCUUCCUGCGUGAGCAGCCAUCACUGGUGUUCUCAGUUUUGGAUUAAAAGCUGUGUAAAACUCAGAUAAAAGGCCACAGACUGGAGGAAGAGGAGGAGGAACGAGCUGAGAAGUGGCUCUGAAGCAUUUUCUGGGUCUGCCAGGUGUCUCAGAAGCAGGGCCUGAUGGUGAUGAUGGGUUUUGCAGUGCUUCUCCUUCAAAUGCCCAUCAGCUGAAGGAGCCUAGCAGAGGAAAACAGGACUAUUUUCACCCCUAAAAAAGGGAAUUCUGUGCCUUACCUGAGUCCUGCAGUGCAGUUUAGGUGUUUACUAAUGCCUGUUGCUUCUAGAAUUCAUAGAGCAGAAGAGCAGCCAGCACUUUUUUUGUUUGUUUUUUUUUUUUUUUUACACAGUGUUAUUCAAAGAGUUUUAUUUUUUGUCAUGUAUAAAUUUGUACACAGAACAAUGGCUUUAUUUGACACAAUAUAUAUAAUUUUUAAUACAAAAAACACAAACCUUUGCGUUGGAUGUGUCAGUCUGUGCUGGGGUUGCUCAGCCUGAGAGUGCUGAUGGAGGAAAGUUCAUUGGGGGCUUGAAAAUUUGGGGGGAAAAUGGCAUUUGAGUGGUGCAAAGCCUAAAAAUUCUGUGAGUUGGUGCUAAUUUGUUGCAAUAUGAACAUUUUCCACCUGUGUUUUCUCUGUGGUGAUUUCCCAGGGAGGGCAGGAGGAGCUGCCCGGGCUCAUUUGUCAGAUUAUGGCCUUUUUCUGACUCAGAGAUGGGGCAACUCAGAGGUGUUUUAAAACCUUUUAUUCCAUUUUUAGUCUCACAUGAAGGGUGAGGAAAUACAAAUAUUAU